AUGAGGACCAGGCAUGUGAACUUGCUGAUCGCGCUCGUCGCCUUCUUGCUCUUCAGUUUCUCCUGCUUCUGCAUCUCCAGGAUGACUCACACCGGUAAUCAAUUAACUAAUUGUAGAAACCAAAUUUCAGAGUUUAAGGAAACUAUACUACGUUUAAAAAACAAAACGGAAAUAAACCGCCAAGAGCUGAUUAAAGCCUUCAAUCAAAUGAAGUAUAAACUUGCAGAGAGAGAAGAUGCAUCGCUAAACUCAGUUAAGAAGAAAGUGAAUGCAUUGAAUAAGAAUGAAACAGUAUCUAAUGCAUUUGAAGUCUUAAGGUUCUUUUUCCCCCAUCUAAGGAAAGUAGACAGAAUUUAUCCUGAUGUAAUCAUUGGCAAAGAGAAAACAGGCGUUUCUUUUGCGCUGGGUAUUUCCACUGUUAACAGAGGAAAUCAUAGUUACCUGAAGCAAACGCUGACCUCUAUCAUCUCCAGGAUGACUCUUUCAGAAGAGAAGGACUCUGUCGUGAUUGUCUCUAUUGCAGAUAGUAACGAAGAUUAUUUAAAAUCUGUGGUUGACAUGAUUACAAAAAAAUUCAAAAGGCAACUGAUGUCUGGGUCCUUAGAAGUCAUUUCAAUACCUGCUUAUUUUUAUCCAAACAUAUCACAUGCCAAGCAAUCAACUGACGACUCAGAAAAAUUAGAGAGUUGGCGAAUCAAACAAGUAUUAGAUUUUUGUUUUUUGAUGCUGUAUGCCCAACCCAAAGCUAUGUAUUACUUACAGCUAGAAGAUGAUAUCUUAGCUAACAAGAUGUACCUUACAAAAAUCACAGAUUUUAUACAUAACAUCACUUCAAAUAAUUGGUUUUAUAUUGAGUUUUCCGUACUUGGAUUUAUAGGGAAGCUAUUUAAAUCUGAGGACUUAACUGACUUCGUACAUUUCUUUUUAAUGUUCUACAAAGAUAAACCCAUAGACUUGCUCUUGGGGGACAUUUUUCAGGUAAAGAUGUGUAACCCAGGAGAAACUCUUGAGAAAUGUACAGAACGAAAUAAGCAUAUUCGCAUUCGAUAUAAACCUUCUCUUUUCCAGCAUGUGGGUAUACAGUCAUCAUUCCCUGGAAGAGAACAAUAUUUCAAAGAAGCAGAACCUCACAGUUUGCAGAAGGCAGGCGCUCUGCGGGAGGGAAAAGUCUUCGGAGGGAUAACGCUAAGGAUAAGGAGGAAUUCCAGGCCAGCUCCGGAGCCGGAUCCACGGAACGAUUGGCCGGCUGCGGCGGCGCUGGGCGUGGUCGGGAGGGUGCGCUCGACCGCGCCUGCCUCGCCCAGCGGCGCCCCUCUGCGGCCGUUGAGCCCCUCGGUGCAGGUGCGCGCGGCACUCGUCUCGGGCCGCAGCCUUCUCCCCGCCCACGGCCGCACGCGCAUGCGCAGUUAG
This is a messenger RNA of Eubalaena glacialis (North Atlantic right whale), 1410 nucleotides long. RefSeq names its product MGAT4 family member D (gene MGAT4D). Gene Ontology annotation, molecular function: acetylglucosaminyltransferase activity. Gene Ontology annotation, biological process: protein N-linked glycosylation. Gene Ontology annotation, cellular component: endoplasmic reticulum-Golgi intermediate compartment; Golgi stack; endoplasmic reticulum. NCBI's taxonomy places the organism in Eukaryota, Metazoa, Chordata, Mammalia, Artiodactyla, Balaenidae. The record is from RefSeq and is a predicted model, not a curated record. Bases 1 to 1410 code for a protein of 469 amino acids. The transcript has 11 exons.